Molecule: messenger RNA, 790 nt
Organism: Ascoidea rubescens DSM 1968
Lineage: Eukaryota; Fungi; Ascomycota; Saccharomycetes; Ascoideales; Ascoideaceae
Product: DASH complex subunit DAD3 family protein
Exons: 2
Coding region: 43-501 (152 amino acids)
Biological process (GO): attachment of spindle microtubules to kinetochore
Cellular component (GO): mitotic spindle; DASH complex
Source: RefSeq, a predicted model, not a curated record
AAAAAGGCAGCACAGGCGAAGAAGCAGCAAACAAAGCAGAACAUGGAUGCAGAGAUACCAUUGAGUCAUGGGGCUUAUAGUGACACACAGGAUGAGAUACUAGAACAAUACAGAAAGCUAUUGCGUAACCUAACCAAAAUUGACGAUAUAUUAAGGUCUAUUGAAGAAAAAAAUAUUCCUGCUUUAACAGAAAAUUUGAAUCUGUUGGAUAAAAAAAUUGCCUUUGUUUACAUGAUGUUUAAAACUUCAAUUUUUGCAUUUCUUAUAAACGAACAACAAAUUGGAACUUCAAUUAAAUCCUACAUUCCUCCAAUUGUGGAUAAUGAUUUAAUUCACCAUUCUAUUUCACAUCCAGCAGAUCAAAAUAAAAUCCGGGCUCAACCUCCACCUGAAAACAAAAAUCAGAAUAUUCAUGAAUAUGAUAAACCAAUCGAUGAUUAUACUAAUUCUCUGAAAUUAGAUGGGCCAGAGUUCGAGUCAACAAGAGAUUUCAGAAUGUAACCGGUCUUUUUUUGUUCUAGUGAUUCAUUAAACUAUAUUUUAUACUUACUGGAAUCUUUUGACCGCCUCCUAUAAAAUUGGUCCACCAACCAACAAAAAAGUGAAAAAAAAUAUAGAGAAAAAAACCUAUAAACAGCAAGAAUUGGAAAUUUUGUAGAUCGAAGACCAGAUACAUGAUGCAUAACCAAUUGUUUUAAUCAAUCAGUUACAAGUUAAAUCUUUUUUUUAAAUAUCUUCAUUUUUUGAUGAUGACUCUUUAGCUAAUUUAAUCAAAACAUCCAAUUCGCCA